GAGAUAUGUAGAUUGAGCGUCGCUCCUAGCUCGGUCGCGGUCGCAGUGAAAGCAUUACACGUAUACGCUGAUGAUCAACUUGGGCCAGUGAAGACCACAAAGAAUCAAGAGGAUAAUGCACGAACUCCGGAUAUGUGCCAAACUAUCCCAUAUAAAUAUUCUCCACAUUUGUGGUUAUACGUAUGGCUUCGGCCCACUUCCAGCGAUAGUCAGUCUUUGGGCUGAGAAUGGUAACUUGACGGUCUAUUUGGAGCGUGAGGGUGCGGCUCCGACACACGUUUGACGAUUCCGACUGCUAAGGGAUAUCAUAGUUGGUCUGCAAUAUCGCAUGUCAUAGACUUUCAUCCUGCCGGACCGAGCUGUAACUACGCUUCGUAGUUCACGCCAACAAAGUAAUUCAUGGCGACUUCAAUGGGGUAAUUACCAUCUUUUCGAUGGUUACAACUUCAUAGAGACGUAAGCUUCAGCCUAACGUGUUGAUCCAUGGUGAUGGCACUGCAUGUAUUGCUGGGUUGGCCUUCCCUUAAUGUAUUCCGAGGUUAUAAGCACCUCUCAGGCUUCGUGGACGUCCACACUCAAACGAAACGUGCGAUGGAUGGC
Messenger RNA from Suillus bovinus, 600 nucleotides. RefSeq lists its product as uncharacterized. NCBI's taxonomy places the organism in Eukaryota, Fungi, Basidiomycota, Agaricomycetes, Boletales, Suillaceae. Bases 116 to 283 code for a protein of 55 amino acids. The record is from RefSeq and is a predicted model, not a curated record. The transcript has 4 exons.